AUGAUUCAAAUUAAAAUAAUGUUAAUUUUUAUAAUAAACUAUAGUAAAGAUAUCUCUAAAAAGGUCACCAAUGAAAAUGCUCUAAUAGACACUGCUAUGGAGGAUGAUAAUAUAUAUCCCUCUGUAAUUGAAAUAAAGAACCAUCCAAAAAUUAGAGUUAAAAUCGUAGAUUUCGAACAUGAAAUGUAUGCUCUCAAAUACGGCAACACAGACCACAAAAUCAUGAAAGUGAUGCUCGAGCAAAUUAUUGUCAUGUACGAAAUCUACAAUUUCAACUGUAAUUCACGGUUCUUUGUUUAUGGGUUAGAUCCAACAGGUUUUACACCAAAUACGGGUUCCACCACUACGAGCCUAAUGUUUUUUUUUUGUUUUCUUUUUAUAUCUACGAACCACGAAAUCUUUUUUCUUUUCUUGAACGUGCCAUUUUGUUGUCUGUAA
Messenger RNA from Arabidopsis thaliana (thale cress), 438 nucleotides. RefSeq lists its product as uncharacterized. The coding region runs from base 1 to 438 and encodes 145 amino acids. The record is from RefSeq and is marked reviewed. The transcript has 2 exons. NCBI's taxonomy places the organism in Eukaryota, Viridiplantae, Streptophyta, Magnoliopsida, Brassicales, Brassicaceae.